AUGGCAAGCAACAACGAUCUUUCCGAUACCGACGACUCAGAUAGCUCCCAAAUCUCCAAGAAAGUCUCCAUGAAGGUUCAGCCUGUCCGAGGUGACAUCCCGAUGGAUAAGAGAGGGGAUCCAAGGAAGCCGACCACUGGGCCUCCAUGUGAUGACUGGCCUCGGAUUAUCCACCAGGUCAAUGAAGAAUACUAUGCUCGGGCGUCAGAGUUCUGGAGUGAAGAGGGUAAAAACCCUCGCCUAUUCCACCAGAAAACCUUUCUCGAUGGCCUAAAGUAUCUUUACCAACGCCCAUCGUUCAAGCGCGAUUGCAAUGCACACCCCUUGGCUAGGGAGUAUCAGAGAACGAAUUCGUUCGUCUACAUCAUACUCUUCAUGUUCGUGUUUCCUGAGCAGUCUAUGAAGAAGAAGAAGCACAUUUCCGAUGCACUUAAACACUACCCUAACUGGCAUCCCGACGUGAGCGAUUACGCUACAAUGGUUCCGUCGGCGGAGCACCAGAAGAACCCUGAAAACCACGAACAAACUGGAUCUGCGGAAUUGACUUCAAAGGGCAUCGAGGAAUUGGUAGAUCAAGCAUGUGAUGAGUGGCUGGAGAGAAAGGGCCACGCUUUCGUCAACGCACUCGAAGGUUUCAAAUGUGUCCCUCUUGACUACGAAGAGCAAUGCCCGACUCACAAAGAGGUUCACCAAAUAGUCGAGCGGCAAGUGGACAAGGUUGUGGAUCGGAAGAUUGAUGAACGCUUGGACAAGUUCUUCACACAGCAUACUGAUGUAUCCGUGUCUGGUUCUCGAUUGAAAGAUUUCGGCCAGCAACUCGGCAUCCUGGUUGACAACUUCAAGCAGCUGAGAAUCAACCACUUGUCUAAGUUCCCAAGAAUUACCCAUGCGAGGCUCCCCGCUUCUCUUGAAUCAGUCACCACCCAACCUGCUGGUAGACCUGUUCCUGAAACUAUCUAUGAAUCAACCGAUACUGGGAAGGGAAAAUGA
Clonostachys solani is the source of this 990-nucleotide messenger RNA. The record is from the annotation of a GenBank genome assembly. Lineage: Eukaryota; Fungi; Ascomycota; Sordariomycetes; Hypocreales; Bionectriaceae.